UUUGUUUUUACUUCUUAUCUCUGUGUGUCUAUAUGUCGGAUUCAAAAGGGGUUUUAAAAGAAAAGGAAAAAAAGAAGAAAAUAAGCAAAAAGUCAGAUAGAUCUUGGGUAGGUAUUGAAGUUUUUCACCAUUAAAGGAACUUUAUUAAUCAGGAAAGGAAAACAGAGAAAAUUUAUUCAAGAUUUUUCUGUGAAUCAUUGAAGAAACAAAGAAAAAUAGAAUCAACAACACUCCCAAAAAAUGAGUAUUACAACUCCUUGGAAAACCCAACAAUCUUUAACAAGAAAGCUUCUACCUUAUGUUCUUUAUGCCAUUAUUCCUUUAGCCCUCCUUCAUUUUUACCUAUACCCUUCUCCUCCUCUUCCUGAAAUUCAUGCUAAAUAUCAUUUUUCUAAUCUUACCCCUUUUUCUUCUUCAAUAUCAUCCUCCUCCUCCUCAUCAUCUCCUAAAGAACAAAAAAGGGAAAAUGGGGUAUUGGAUUCAGUGUCACAACUUUCCAAAGAAAAUGGGAACGAAAUUUUACAUCCAGAAUCCAUUGAACGUCCCGAAGAAAAAGGAAGUGAAAAUGUGGUUUUACCAGACAAGAAGGUAAAUGAAAUUGCAUCAACUUGUGAUUACACAAAUGGGGAAUGGGCUAUAGAUAAGAAGGGUCCAUUGUACAAUGGCACAAGCUGUGGAACUAUCAAGGAUGGGCAAAAUUGCUUGAGCCAUGGGAGGCCUGACAAGGAUUACCUUUAUUGGAGGUGGAUGCCGCGGGACUGCAAACUACCCAGGUUUGAUCCUCAUUCGUUUUUACAAAUUCUUGAAGGAAAACAUUUAGCUUUUGUUGGGGAUUCCAUGGCAAGGAACCAAUUAGAAUCUUUACUAUGCAUGUUAGGCUCGUUUUCGCCUCCUAAUCUGAUUUACUCGAAAGGGGAUGACUAUAAAUUCAGGAGAUGGCAUUUUCCUUCUCAUAAUGUCAAUGUUUCUGUUUAUUGGUCUCCUUUUCUUGUUAAAGGGAUUGAGAAAACAAAUGAUGGAAAACAAAAUUACAACAAAUUAUUCUUUGAUUCUAUUGACGAAAAGUGGGGUUCCGAUCUAGAUUCAAUUGAUAUGGUGGUGUUGUCGAUUGGUCAUUGGUAUUUACAUCCUGCUGUUUAUCUUGAUGGGGAUUUAGAGCUCGGGUGUCACUCUGUUGACAGCGUAAAUUGCACUGAGGUUGAGUUCUUUGAUGUGUUUGGCAAGGCUUUUAACACCACCUUAAAGGCAAUUAUUGAAAGGAAGCUAAAAUCGGAGGGAAAUGGCAUUGAUGUUAUUGUGACAACAUUUUCACCGCAUCAUUUUGAAGGGGAAUGGGAUAAAUUUGGGGCUUGCCCUAAAACAAAGCCAUACAUGGAAGAUGAGAAGUCCCUUGAAGGAAUGGAUGCCCAUAUGAGGCAAGUAGAGGUUGAAGAAGUGGAAAAGGCUAUGGUUCUGUUAAAUGCUGAUAACGAUAUUUCACGUAAGGUUAGGUUAACAGCGUUAGAUAUCACCAAGUUGGCGAUGUUGAGACCCGAUGGUCACCCCGGUCCUUACAUGUAUCCCAACCCAUUUGCUGAUGGGAUUAAAGAACGUGUUCAGAAUGAUUGCGUGCAUUGGUGCUUGCCAGGGCCGAUUGAUGCGUGGAACGAGAUCAUGCUCGAUGUUAUGAAGAGAUGGCAUACUGCAUCAAUCAAAUGAGAGCGAUAUUAACGUCCUUUUCAGUGCUAACUCAAUGUGAGUUUUUCUUAACCUUUGGUCAAACUGAUUAAAAGCAUGUUUUUGAAAAAAGAAACUAUCAUAAACAUGUUGCCAAACGACGUUGGUCAAGGAUCUUUGUUGUAUGCUUCCUUUUGUAUCGACGUAUGUGUAACGAUGUGGGAACAGACUGUGCCCUGAAGUCCAGCUGCCUGUUGCAAGAUCUGCAUGAAUGUCGACUACAGUUGUCACGGUUUUGUUAUAGAUGGCAAUUCUUGUUCUGCAAGUUGUUUAUAUUCAUGAAUUGUCUUCAAACAAAGGUAGAUUUUAGCAUGCUAAUUUUUUUAUCAGCUUACAGAAGUUCAAAUUAUGGACUGUUUGACUUGUCCUUCAUUUGUUGGGUGGUAAUACAAAGUACUUCUGUACUUGAAUAUGUAUUCCAAAGCGGGUUAUUUUUAUUGUGAUAACAAGGUUUACAUAUGGAGAUGUUUGAUGAUCAGAAAUUAGAUGCUAAGCAUGCAGGUGAAAGUAAAUAGGCUUGAUCUUUUUUAAUUGCAAUCUUUUCAUGUGUGCUAUUAAAUGAAUCAUUUUAAUAUGUAAUGCUUUUAGUUAGACAUAAAUAAAAAUGAGAGUUGAUUAAUUAAU
Molecule: messenger RNA, 2340 nt
Organism: Amaranthus tricolor (Joseph's coat)
Lineage: Eukaryota; Viridiplantae; Streptophyta; Magnoliopsida; Caryophyllales; Amaranthaceae
Product: xyloglucan O-acetyltransferase 1
Exons: 4
Coding region: 241-1698 (485 amino acids)
Cellular component (GO): Golgi apparatus
Molecular function (GO): O-acetyltransferase activity
Source: RefSeq, a predicted model, not a curated record